UACAUAAUUUUUACUCGUUUAUUCCGUAAAUUAGCCUUCAUGACAGAAAUGCUGAAUAUAAGGCAUUGCUAUUCCAGAACGGGCGUCUGUAAAGUUACCGAUUUAGAGUGUGACGCUGUUUGAGUGAGCGCCGCUAGCUCGCUAGCCAGCUAGCUAGCUAGUCCAAACAAAUAGUAUGAGAAGAAGAAGCGGAGUGAAAACACACACGUUUCAUUUUCAAAUGAACCAUGAGUUGGUUAUUCAAGCGGUUUGAAUUCGCACAGGCGUGAAAGUGUGGAUACCGAGUAAGAAAGCCUGAACCUCCGUGUGUGUGUGUGUGUGUGUGUGUGUGUCAGCUGACAGUCGAGCAGUAUGGGGCGCCGCUCAUCCAGCAGUGACGAGGGAAGCAGAAGCCGGAAGAAACGAAAACAACGUCGCCGUUCAUCAUCCUCUUCUUCCUCCUCCUCCUCUGGUAGUAGGUUGACCAGCAGCAGGAGCCACCGGUCGAACCGCCGCAGCCGCUCACGGUCCAGGGACAGGAGACGGAAGAGACGUUCAAACAGCAGCUCGUCCCACAGUUCAUCUCGCAGGAGGAGGAGUCGUAGCGGCGACAAGGGGAGGAGCCACCGCUCUCACAGGUCACGCAGCAAAGACAGAAGGUCCCACUCUCGUCACCGGCGCUCCCGCAGCAAGAGCGGCAGUCGCCGAGGGAGCCAUGGCCGCCGUAGGAGCCGCAGCCGCAGCAGAGACCGGAGCAACCGCGGCCGACACAAGGGCCGGGACAAAGACAAGGAGAGGGACAGGGGACGUAACCGAGACAAGGAGAAGAGCAAGGACAAGGCAGAGAAAAAGGGGGACACCGCGAGCAUGAAAGCAAGAUUAGAACAUCUGACGCCAGCAGAGCAGGCUAAAGUUCGAAUGCAGAUGGUCCUGGAGGCUGCAGCCAAGACCGAUGAAGUUCUCAAGGCCAAAAUAGCCAGGCAAGAGGAAGAGAUGCGAAAAAAGUUGGAUACAGAUGGAACUUCUCUGGAGGAGCAAGUGCAAAGGAUAAAGGACAUUGAGGCCAUCGAAAGCGACUCCUUUGUUCCGCAGGCUUUCAAAUCAUCCCGGGAUGAUAUCAAGAUCGAGCUCAGGGUGAAGCAGGAGCCUGACCUGACGGACGACAUGGACAUGAGUCUUCCCACGUCCAUAAUCUACAACGAGACAGAUACUUUGGCUCAUCCUGCUCUGUUCAUGGACAAAGAGAAGGCCGAGGAGCUGUGGCUCACCCGACUGCGGUCUCUACGCCAGGAGAGGCUCAUGGGAAGUCCUGUGUCCUAACCACCCUGUAGCGUUUCCAUUCUGUUUCCGAUCACAUCCUGUCACAGGCAAUUGAAUUCCACAUGUUAUUUGUAGCAAGUGUUGUCAAUCUCUUGUACAAGCGCACCAUUAAUACAAAUAAAGUGUAGGUUUUUGUUACUGAAA
Messenger RNA from Nerophis lumbriciformis (worm pipefish), 1443 nucleotides. RefSeq names its product arginine/serine-rich coiled-coil 1 (gene rsrc1). Gene Ontology annotation, cellular component: nucleus; cytoplasm. Gene Ontology annotation, biological process: alternative mRNA splicing, via spliceosome. NCBI's taxonomy places the organism in Eukaryota, Metazoa, Chordata, Actinopteri, Syngnathiformes, Syngnathidae. The record is from RefSeq and is a predicted model, not a curated record.